Molecule: messenger RNA, 2966 nt
Organism: Trametes versicolor FP-101664 SS1
Lineage: Eukaryota; Fungi; Basidiomycota; Agaricomycetes; Polyporales; Polyporaceae
Product: vacuolar protein sorting-associated protein 41
Exons: 14
Coding region: 258-2966 (902 amino acids)
Biological process (GO): protein targeting to vacuole; macroautophagy; cellular response to starvation
Cellular component (GO): late endosome; HOPS complex
Molecular function (GO): protein binding
Source: RefSeq, a predicted model, not a curated record
CAGAGGAUGAGGAUGGUGAGGCGCAUGGCAGCACCAACGGCGGGGAAUCCGUCAACGGUGUGGAAAGCGGCGAAGACGGAGAUGAGGUCGAAGAAGAUGAGGAUGAUGAAGAGGAUGAGGACGACGAUGAAGAGGACGAGGAGCCUGCACUCAAGUACGAACGUCUCGGGGGAAUCGCACACCAGCUGCUUCAGAAGGACUCUGCCUCUACCCUCGCGUAUGCAAACCAACGCCUUGCUCUAGGAACACAUGGAGGAAUGCUACAUAUCCUUGACCUCUCAGGGCAGCAUAUCAAGUCAUUCACGGCGCACACGGCUUCUGUGAGCGACAUCUCGAUGGAUGUUACCGGAGACUUCAUUGCAACAGCUUCGAUAGACGGACAGGUCGCAGUGCAUUCCCUCUCUGGCUCGGAAACUCCUUCAUUCAACUUGAAGCGGCCUCUGCGGACUGUCGCCCUUGAGCCGAACUUCGCGAAGAGCAGCACGCGGUCGGUCAUCUCCGGCGGCAUGGCUGGAAACCUGACUCUCCACGAGAAGGGUUGGCUGGGCUACAAGGAAACGGUUCUGCACUCCGGAGAGGGUCCUAUAUGGCAAGUGCGGUGGCGUGACAACCUUGUUGCAUGGGCAAAUGAACUUGGCGUCAAGAUUUACGACACGCAGUCGCAAAGUCGUAUUACCUUCAUUGACCGCCCCGCAGACAGCCCCCGCGCAGACUUGUUCAAGUGCACGCUCCACUGGCAGGACAACUCUACACUUCUUAUCGGCUGGGCCGACCAGAUCAAGGUUGCCCGCAUUCGCGCACGUCCCCGCAAGACAUCGGCCGCCUCUAGCGGACCCCCGCUUCUUGUCGAGAUUACCGCAGUCUUCCAGCUCGACUGCAUGAUGUCCGGCAUCGUCCCUCACCUACUAUCCCACUCUUCCCCAGGGUCCGCCGCGCUGAUCGAAAGUGCCGUCAAGAAGACCAACGGGACAGGCUCCGUGCGGUCGACAGCUCCCAAACCCCCAGCACUUACCGCGUUCCUGGUGCUCGCAUACACGCCUCCGGAUAUGUCUCUCUUGACCGGCAACGAGGCAACGGCCGACAGGGCGGAGCAGGCGCGUAAGCAGGCGGAACGUCCAGAGCUCCGUAUCAUCUCGCGCGCAGGAGAGGAGCUCGCGGCAGACGCGCUUAGCAUCACGAACUUCGAACGGUGGAACUGCAACGACUAUGUGUUGGUGGACAUUGAAGCAGGGCCUGUCAAGGCCUCCGCUUCGGGGUCUGCAGGGGAGCGGUACUAUGUGGUACUUAGCCCAAAGGACCUCGUCGUGGUGAAGCCGCGGGAUUGGCGCGACCACGUUGCCUGGCUGGUUGAGCGGAAACGGUACGAGGAGGCUUUAGAAGAGAUCGAGCGACAGAGCGACGAGGCCGACGCGGCAGGGGAGAAGGACUCGAUCGACGCUGUGCAAAUCGGGCAACGAUACGUCGAACACCUCGUCGGCGAGGGCGACUUUGUCAAGGCUGCGCGCCUGUGUCCGAAGGUUUGCGGUCAGGACACGAAGCGCUGGGAGGACUGGAUCUUCGUCUUCGCACAGAAGCAUCAGCUGCAGGCGAUCAUCCCUUACAUCCCCACGGAGUCGCCUACCCUUGGGCCUUUGGUCUACGAGAUUGUGCUGACGUACUUCCUUGCCCACGAUCGACAGGCUUUGCUCCAAACUAUCAAGACAUGGCCGAAGGGAAUAUACGACAUCUCUGCCGUCAUUGUUGCCGUGCAGUCUGAGCUAGACAGGGCGCCCUCGUCUUCGACCACGAAGCCCACCGGCCCCGGUACCGUUAUCCUCAUGGAAUGCCUUGCAGAGCUGUUCACCCUCAACCGCCAACCGGGCAAGGCAUUACCUUACUUCCUCCGCUUGCGGCGCCCGAACGUAUUCCAGCUCAUCCGCGAAAACAACCUCUUUACCGAUGUGCAGGACCAGGCACUCCUGCUCGUCGAGUUUGAUCAAGAGCUGCGCGAGAAGCGGAGACAAGAGGGCGAGGAGGUCGACACCGACCCAGUCGCAGCGAUCACGCUGCUCGUGGACCAUAUCCACUCGAUACCGAUUGGCCGUGUCGUCCAACAACUCCAGUCGCGACCGGCGUACCUAUAUCUGUAUCUGGACGCGCUAUUCCACAAAGACCCACAUCUCACCUCCGCGUACGCGGAUACUCAGGUCAAACUGUACGCAGAGUACGCUCCUAGGCGGCUUAUCGACUUCCUUCGGGCAAGCAACUACUACAACUUGGAGGAGGCGUACAACGUAUGCAACGAGCGCGAUCUGGUUCCAGAAAUGGUGUUCUUGCUUGGACGCAUGGGCAACAACAAGAAGGCUCUCAAUCUGAUCAUCGAGAGGUUGGGCGAUGUGAACCGGGCCAUCGACUUUGCGAAGGAGCAGCACGACGAUGACCUCUGGGAGGACCUGCUCCGAUAUUCAGAAACGCGACCACCUUUUAUCCGGGGGUUGCUGGAGAACGUCGGUGCGGAGAUAGACCCCAUCCGCCUCAUCCGACGCAUCAAGAAUGGACUGGAAAUUCCCGGCCUGAAGGGCGCGCUCAUCAAGAUCCUGCACGACUUCAACCUCCAAGUCUCGCUGCUUGAGGGCUGCCAGACGAUAUUGAACGGGGACUGCGCGGACCUUGUGUUCAAGCUGCACAGGAACCAGACGAGCGGAUUCUUCUUGAGUGCGAAAACCCCUUGCCCAAUAUGUAGUCUACCGAUAUCUCAACCAGCGCACGGCCUCGCGCUGCUCUUCCUCUGUCGGCACGUUGUGCACGCGCACUGCGUCGACCAUGGCGAGGAGCUGCCCCAGCAGCCGGACCCAACGUUGGUAGGCCUAGGCAUCGGCGGCCAGCCAGGCCUGAGUGGCAAGAUCGCGUUUACUGCGAUAUUGCGGGCGAAGAUCACGCAAGGCUGUCCUGUGUGCCACAAGCGGAGCGAGGGCGACCGGACUUGA